Amphiprion ocellaris (clown anemonefish) is the source of this 1555-nucleotide messenger RNA. RefSeq names its product post-GPI attachment to proteins factor 2-like. Lineage: Eukaryota; Metazoa; Chordata; Actinopteri; Pomacentridae. Bases 393 to 1196 code for a protein of 267 amino acids. The transcript is spliced from 5 exons. Gene Ontology annotation, biological process: GPI anchor biosynthetic process. Gene Ontology annotation, cellular component: Golgi membrane; endoplasmic reticulum membrane. The record is from RefSeq and is a predicted model, not a curated record.
CCUCCUCCCUGUUUCCUUCUGCUGCCCGCCGCAAGGAGGAUGUUGCAUCCGCAGGCCUGCGUGCAUCAACCGGCAGCAGAAAUGUCGUGAAUGCAAAUAAAAAAUGUUUGAGAUUUCUGGAUGAUCGAUCCACAGCUUAUGGUAUCUGGAGGACUCAUCUCCAUCGCGCAGCCCGAUGUAGUGACUGUUAUUGUUGUAGGGUAGCUAUUGUUUUGCCUGCGCGUGGGGUGGAGGAGAAAUUAUUGGUAAACAGUAAACAGAGUGGAGGUAGGUGCAAUUCAGACUUUACAGGUUUAGUAUGCAUGCAUGUGUAAGAAUCAGAAUGUGUAAGUGCAUGUACAUAUUCGGAAUGAGCUCAGCUGUAAAUCCCAGGUGCAGUAUUUCCUCUGGAGAUGUUUUUAAAUCAGACGUUUCCACUGUUUCAGUCUAAGAUGCUACAAGGCUCAAACAUCUUUGGCCACGAGAGGCCCCUGGUCAUCAGGGUGUCAUUCGCCACCUGUGUUCUGGCCACCGUGUGCCUCCCACUGCUUGGACUGAUAACAUGUGUCCUCAUAUCCUCUGUUUUUCAUUUUGAGGAUGCUACUGGAACUCACUGCCAGGUUCCCAAUUACCUGCCUUCCAUUAGUGCCUCUAUAAGCCUCAGCCCAGAGUGCCACAUAUGGCGGUUCUGCAUCGGACUGCACUCCGCACCGAGGCUCCUGGUGGCGUUCACCUACUUUAAGUUUUAUAAGACACGUUUUGCCGCGAGGUUCCCUGAGAGUUCGCUCAGCUGCUUGAACUUGGCCUUUUCCAUUUCUGAAAACCUCGGCCUCCUGCUCCUCACAUACGUGUCAUCCAGUGAGACGUACUUUGUACAUAAAGAAGGUUUUGUCCUGUUCAUUGUCAGUUCCCUAAUCUACAUGUUGAUCACCUGCCGUUUAUGGAAGGCUAUUAAGAAAUAUUCAUUAAGUCCUGAGGAUGCCAAGUCUCACCAUUGGAAAGUGCGUUUCUUACUUCUCAACGUGUGCUUCUGUGCUUUUGCUGGAUUCUUUUACUGGAAACACAACAUGUACUGUGAAUCAGGGAGUUAUACAUUUUUUGCUCUGUUUGAGUAUCUCGUGGUUUUCUCCAAUAUGGCCUUCCAUCUCACAGCUGUGUGGGACUUUAAGAGCCGGGAGGUCAUGGUGAUUUCAUCCUCUGAAGAUAAAGACUUCUGACUAGAAACUCAAGGACUGCAAACCGAAUGUACAGGCAUUAAACCACCUGAUGAGAACAGCCUUGAUCCUGCACAAGAGGAAGAGUGGGAUGAAGGCCUUUUCCAUAUAUUUCCAUGAUGACGCCUUUAAAGUCCUUCGAGUGUGUAGAUGUCAGAUGAUUGUGAACAGAGGAUGCACUUGUGUUGCUGUAGGGUUAUUCGGUUAGCUGUAAGUGCAUUUUCGUGCCUCGGUGUCUCAUUCAUGGAUGCCUUCGCCUGCAUACAAUGUGUUAUGUAAUGUGAAAUUUUAACUUUUGUACAUUGCACAGCAAAUGUGUGGUCAUACUGUACGUGUGCCAAAGUAAAGUGACUGUUCUUCAA